UUUACUACACACAACCCUUUGGCAGCUAAACACACCAGCAAUGAAAUCUUUGGUAGUAAUGGAGGGUUCUUUCCUUACCAAAAUGCUUAUCCUGAUGGUUCUCUUGUUAGCCACCUUCACCACCUUGGCACUAGGAGAAGGCUAUGGGCGUGGCAAGAAAGGAACUCAGGUGGGCUUCUACAGGGCCACCUGUCCAAAGGUAGAAUUCAUAGUCCAAUCAGCGGUUCGAUCUGCUGUCAAAGCCAACCCCACAAUCGCACCUGGGAUACUAAGGAUGUUCUUCCAUGAUUGUUUUGUCAAGGGUUGUGAUGCAUCGAUUCUAAUCAAUGGCGCGUCUACUGAAAAGAGCGCUGGACCUAACUCCCUCUUGAGAGGCUUUGAAGUAAUCGAUGCUGCGAAGUCCCGACUUGAAGCUACAUGCCCUGGAGUGGUAUCUUGUGCUGAUAUUCUUGCCCUUGCUGCCCGUGAUUCUGUGGUCCUGACCGGCGGACGUAGUUGGCAGGUGCCAUUAGGCCGUAGAGAUGGAUUGGUAUCCCGAGCAUCUGAUACUGCAAGCUUACCUGCGUUUAAUGACCCUAUUAGUGUUCAAAUCAAAAAGUUUGCAGAUAAAGGUCUUAACACACAAGAUCUUGUUACUCUUGUUGGAGGACACACAAUUGGAACAGCAGCUUGUGGAGUAUUCAGCUACAGACUAUAUAAUUUCAAUAAUACCAAUGGACCCGACCCCGACAUAAACCCAGCGUUCCUUCCCCAACUCCGAGCACUUUGUCCCAAUGGUGGUGAUGGGUCGAGGCGUGUGGACCUUGAUACAGGCAGCGUUGAUAGAUUUGGCAAUUCCUUCUAUGAAAAUUUGAGGAAGGGAAGAGGAGUUAUUGAAUCCGAUGCGAAGCUAUGGAGUGACCGUAGGACACAAAAGUUUGUACAAGGGUUUCUGGGAAGUGGGGGGCAACCUGCAUUGAGAUUCAACUACGAGUUUGGAAGAGCCAUGGUGAAGAUGGGUAAUACUGAGGUCAAGACGGGGAGACAAGGAGAAAUUCGUAGAGUUUGUACUGCAACCAAUUGAUGAGAAUGUAGGUUUAAUUCGAUUCAUAAGUUGUUAAUAGCAUCAACUUGAAUUAUGAGUGUGUUUGAUAUUGUGUGGUUUGUUCAAUGUUCAGAAUGGAACAUGAUCUUUUGGAAUAAAUUGUUAAAUCGAGUGUUUUAUUAUUACUA
This is a messenger RNA of Cynara cardunculus var. scolymus (artichoke), 1212 nucleotides long. Its product is annotated as peroxidase N1-like. The transcript has 3 exons. Gene Ontology annotation, molecular function: peroxidase activity; heme binding. Gene Ontology annotation, biological process: response to oxidative stress; hydrogen peroxide catabolic process. Gene Ontology annotation, cellular component: plant-type cell wall; plasmodesma. The coding region runs from base 41 to 1063 and encodes 340 amino acids. The record is from RefSeq and is a predicted model, not a curated record. Lineage: Eukaryota; Viridiplantae; Streptophyta; Magnoliopsida; Asterales; Asteraceae.